Vollenhovia emeryi is the source of this 5437-nucleotide messenger RNA. RefSeq lists its product as uncharacterized. The record is from RefSeq and is a predicted model, not a curated record. NCBI's taxonomy places the organism in Eukaryota, Metazoa, Arthropoda, Insecta, Hymenoptera, Formicidae. The transcript is spliced from 11 exons. Bases 336 to 4829 code for a protein of 1497 amino acids.
UGUAAGACCGUGGAGUCACACAUCGUCAGCUCUCUCGCGUGCCAGUCUGUAAAGUCACGACGAGGUCCGUAGCGCCGAGCGAAUCGACGCAACGGUCCGUAGUAGCUGCGGGCGCGCGCUAGUGUCGGCAUCGUUGCUGCUCGUAUCCCUUUUAAUAUCCGCCUUCUCCUCCAACUUUUGGAAUCCCAAAAGUAGUAUAGAGAACCGGUUUCACUCUCCCUCUCUCUCUCUCUCACUCUCUUUCUCUUUCUCUCUCUCUCUCUCUCGACUAGUGAGUAGCGACAUAAGCCAGCGUGCGAAAUCGACAGUCAGUGAAUUACGAAAUUAUCCUGGAUAUGAACUCUUCGACACUUGUCGGGAAUCCGAACGUCAUGGUCGCAGGGCCGCCUCCACCUCCACCUCCCCCACCUCCCGUGUCUGGUCAUUUACCAGCUAUGAAGCUAAAUACUGCCGAGAAUGCAACAGCAAGGAGGCCGCAGGUGGUUAGCAACGAUUACGAGCCGCCGGCAGCCAUUCAAAAUGCCAUGCUGACGAAGGACAAGAAACCCUUCACUUAUACCCCGGGUAUGGGUGGCAAAUUAGAUCUCUCGCAGAUCCGUAGUCCGCGAAUGGCGAGAAGAGUGGCGAAAAAUGCUAAUGACGAGGGGAUAGAAGGGCCACCAAAAUCUGCCAUCGAGCCAAAGCUAUCGCCCGCGGUUUCUCCCCCAGCGAAUCUCUUGAUACCUCAGGUCGCGGUACCUGUUUUUCCUUCUAACGUGCCGCCUCAGCCUCCUAACAGGAUGUCACACUCACCUUCAGUCAAUAGAACAUUGUCGAACGCUGUAGACAAGCAAGCAGAGCCAACGAGGAAUAUUAUGAAAGUGGAUACGAAAGUAGUGCCGAUCACAGUCACGUCGAAUCAGUCGAGCACUCCUGAAAGUCCAACCAGCCCUACCCAAAUUACCUUAGCUAAGGCUCCUACGCCUUGGAUGCAAAAUAAAACCAAGCCCCAAGAAGAAUUGCCCGAAUGGGCUAAACGCACGAAUACCAAUAAAACAGCUGGCAACGAGCCGUUGGAAGACGCACUCUCACCGGUUUACGUUCAGGUUCAGCAAUCGUCUCCGCAAUCUCCACAGGCGAAACCAAAACAAGAGCAAAAGCAAUAUUCGGUCCCGCAGUACCAGCAAACGAGACCGCAACAAUUAUCUCAACAGCCGCAGCAGCAGAGGCGGAAUGCUGAUCCUGUGACGCCACAACAAAUUAAUUCGCAAUCACAUCACGUUGUACCCAUCCGAAUGGAAGAUAGACCGUCGGUAUUUGACGUGAAGCGUGAAUCUGGUCAUCAUCAGUUUAAACAGCCUCCAACUCUGCAUCAUCAGCAACGAUGGGGUCAAAUGACCCCGCAACAGAAUCAAGCGCAGAAUCAAAAGCAGACCCAAGCUCAUGUCACAUCCCCGUCGCGGCCAGAACAAUCAGGUGGAACAACUUAUAUCAUCCCCCUUGUAGUUGAAGGUAGCGAGAAGAGAACGAUGCCACCAAAUACGGAAAAUAAUAUUAAGAUCGGGAAACCAGCAAGAGUUGUGCAACAGCGGAGUCCCGAUCUUAUUCAGCAACACGAGCCUGGCCCGGUUCAAUCGCGAUCGUUUCGCGUCCUUCAAAAGAUUACGGACACGGAUGAAUUCAACGAUGUUGGUCCAGAACAAAUACGUAAAAUGGAAUUAAGUGAAGACGAAAAGAUACUCAUGAACAAAUUUAAAGAACAAGUCGAUCAGGAGACUUAUCUCCAUCAAGAGAAAGAUCCGAGAUAUCGUGGUGCGGCAAUACCUUCGCGAGCUUUUCGUUUUUUACAAAAUAUGACAGAGUCGAAUGAUACCCCAGUUUGCGCUGCGCCACAUAAUGUACAACAAAAUGUACAAAAUAAGCGGCAAAAUAGAAAUUCUAAGUCGUUCGAGGAGACACAGGCAAAUCUGCCGCCUAGUGAACAACAAGUACCGGAACCGAAGAAAUACACGGGUAGUGCAAUUCCUUCUCGAUCCUUCAGGAUAUUACAAGCGAUGACAUCAACAGAAAACAAUGCCACACAAGAAAAUCGUCAAGCAGAUUACACCUGUCGAACAGAGACUAACUUGCCGGGCAAUCAGCAAGACGCAUUCUUCUCUCCUCGACCCGUUCCCUUCUGGUCGCAUUCCGAAGGUUGGUGGGGCUAUUAUCCCGUGCCAUAUAAUGCUCCAUCCAAUAAGCCCGCGAACGAGGCGGACGAACGCUCCUUUCCCUACCUACGAUAUCCAGACGAAAACGCGUGCGUUGGAUAUGAAUUUUUUUAUCCGGUUUACGACGAAAACUUUGCGAACGUGGCACCGAUCAAAGUUAUAGACCGAGACAAUUCUCCAGGCCGAUACGGUUACGUUGCCGUCAUUUGCCCCCAACCGGGACACAAUGACGUCCAAUCGGGCGUUGAUUGUACAAAUAUAAUGCCAAAUAGCUGCGACUACAUUCACAAUCGCUGUUCCACUGUCCGCUCGUCUCCCGCUCGGAACGAUAGUUACUUUCCGCAAAACGCCUCGGUCGACGAAUCGGGAAACACCAACGAGAUUAAUCACUUGGACGCGCAGCCGAGUGGGACGUACAGUCCCAAAAAUGUCUGCGAGAGCUACAACAGCGACAGAAAUUGUCCCGUGACGUCGAUGAACAUAGUCGACGAGGAAGACAGCAGCGCGCCGGAUAGACCCGGCGGAGCAAUAAUCUCUAAUAACAUCGAGAAGUCCAGAAAAACAUUCGGUCUGCACAUCAACGUGCCUAAUUACACGUACGUAGAUACCAGCGACUCCAGCGAUUCCAGCGAUUGCAGCGAUUCCAACGAUUCUAGCGACACCAGCGAUUCUAUCUCCGAUAACGAGCACUGUUCCGAUUCUCGCCAGAAAUAUAACGACACCACUUCCGACAAUACACCGUCCAACAGCGAUUCGGAUUCAUACGAGGGUUAUUCAAUGGAUCCUUACGAGAAACCGAGGACGUAUCCGCGCGCCGUUGCCACCGACGAGGACUGUGCCGAUGCCGCUCACUCGGAGUGCCCGAUUAAUGUGGAUACUAUUGAUAAUCCAUCCAGACAUUCGCAGAACGAGAACAGUCGCGACAAGACACUCCCUAAGAAUCGUAUCGGUUAUUCGAACGAUCGAAGUUCAUGCGUAACGUUGAAGCGAGAUCUCGCGACGAGCGUCGAGUCGAAGGGGUGCAUCGAGGAGGGUUGCGCUGAUAAUCAAGGUAGCCCUUGCUCCAGUAAGAUGAAUCCCGUAGGCGAUAACGUAUCGAAUACGGAGCGGCGUGACGAGGAGAAGCAGGUAACCGACAACGCGGCUCCUCAUCAGUUGAGUGUAACUUACGAGGACGUGGAACGAUUGAGUUCCGAGAGACUGCGUCGCGAGAGCAAGAAGAAGCUCGAGGGACGUAGUAACACUUCCCGCGAGGUGGUCGAUGAUCCGCCCGACGACACGGAAGCUACCAUGGUCAGCGUGAGUUUGCCCCUGAAAUUCAGGUUUUCCGUGUCCGAGGACAACGAGGACAUCACCACCGUGACAGUCGGCAAUAGCGAAAUAAAGGCGGAGAGAUCCCGCUGCGGGUAUCCCGUGAAAAAUGACAAGAGUGACGACGUUUGUGUCAAUUUCCACGUUGGCAACGACACCAGCGUGGACUUUACCGUGAAGAGACGCGUGUCGGACGCGACUGCGAGCACAAGAGACGAGGCGAGCCUCGAGGUCGCGGUGCCGCAUGUGGAUUUCACUUUUAAGAAAGAGCCAACGAAUGUCGGCGAAACCAACAGCGGAGAACAGAACGCGGAGACGGAAUUCCCAGUUACGGAAACCACGGGAUGUCACCGAAUAAACGUUGAGGAAUCGAACAGUGCUGACGAUUGCAUCACCGAUUCAGAGUCGGUGGAGGCUACGCGAGUAGCCUUGCCAGUGAAUGACGAUGGAAACUGCGUCCAAGCGGAAUCCACUUGUAACUACUUCGGGAAUAUCGAUGGCAACGGAACCGCUGACGAGUCGAGACUCGCCACGUCCGAAUGCUCUUGGAUGCGAGAUCCCGAAGCGCUUCAAGUUGACGAUACAAAUGAAAGCAGUCAGAAGAACUGUUCCAUCAUUGUGGAUAAUAGUGACGAUCGAUGUGUCGACCCGGAACUCUACCAGAAAUAUUUACUGAGCCUCCAGGACUCUCGCGAGGACACCGAUGACGAGGACAGCGGUGUCACUUCCGACAUAAGCCGGAUGAUAUCCGAGGUCGACGCGGAGUGUCGCGAGAACGACACGGAUUCGGAGUGCACCGUUUCGAAAAAUCAGAAGAAGUAUCAACGAACGCAGACGCACUCGCGGCUCUUUCGGCUUCUAAACGACGAUUCCAAUCUACCCGAUUGUGCCAGCACGGACCCCGGCACCAGAAAGGAGUAUCUCAGCUUACCGCUUAAGACGAACGCGUUCCACUACGACGACAGUUAUUGCUCCAAUUAUUCCAGCGGUUUAACGUCACCCGAAUAUUCACCCGUUCACGAGCAGUCCUGUCGGAAAUUUCACGACGCGGCGACGAGCGGGAAUGCCGCGAGCUUACCGGACGUCAAGCUCCACCGUCUGGCGCACCAGCCGGAAAUUCCCACGAAAGACAAUUCGUACCUUCCACCCUGGAAGGGCGCGAAAUUACCCAAUCUACACGAGCACGAUGUAAUACCCUCUUUAGCUUUCAAGUUCCUCAACAGUAAGAUGCCCUUUUGGACCUACAAGGUGAACGUGCUGUGCCCGAGAAUCAAGAGUACGAAAAGCGUGCCGCAAGCCUUGCUGGCACGGCAAAUCGACAAGAACUAAACGAUCUCGCCGGUGAUUUCCUCCUAUCCCGAACGUCCUUGUGCGAACGCUAAACCAACUAUUGCUGAUGGCCCUAGGGUAGAAUGAGGCCAUUUACCGCUGCGAGCAACCGCUCUCUACGAUCCACGGGACAUAUUUUUUUCUCUCGAUUCUCCUCACAAGACAGGGCUGAGUGUGCCCAAGGCGCUCUACGGGCUACGUGAUUUUUUUUUCUAUCGGUACAUAUCGUUUCCAUAUAUUCGUGUAUCAUUCUUGAUUUCUUCUCCAUAUUUCCCACUUUCCUUUCUUUCGUUUUUUUUUCUCUGGUCGUUUACAGUUGAACCUCUAUAUUUGUAACAUAUCGCGAUCAUCCUGUUUCGGACACGUCUUUUUAAACCUAUUUUCACGUGCAUGCGCAGAAUAAAAAUAGUUAUCGAUACGCGUAAUGUAUUUCUUUCGACUUUCACUCGCGGUUUCUCACUCUGCGUAUGGUCGCGUGUUUACCGGAGAAAUAUAAAGUUGUAGGAAAGGUGGGGACGCAAAAAGUGUUAAGAAUACGGAGAUUUGACUGUUUUCUUUUCUUUUUGUACUUCUUAUCGUUAAUUCGAUUAUAGACGCAUGUAAUCUCU